UCCUCGCCUCGCAUCCCAGUUUCCCGGUCUUGGGAGAAGAGUACACCUUCUUCCUUGUCCAAGCCCCCAAAUUCUGGCAUCGAAAGGGUUGAACGGCGGAGACCGGAAGUGUGCGCAGUAGCGGCGGAUCCCUAGCGAAUCGACGCCGGAAGUAGCCGUAGCUAGGGAACUACUCCUCAGGCCUCACUAUGGCGGCGAUUCCCCCAGACUCUUGGCAGCCGCCCAACGUUUACCUGGAGACCAGCAUGGGAAUCAUUGUGUUGGAGCUGUACUGGAAGCAUGCUCCAAAGACCUGUAAGAACUUUGCUGAGCUGGCUCGUCGUGGUUACUACAAUGGCACCAAAUUCCACAGAAUCAUCAAAGAUUUCAUGAUCCAGGGCGGUGACCCAACAGGGACAG
Galeopterus variegatus (Sunda flying lemur) is the source of this 399-nucleotide messenger RNA. RefSeq names its product peptidyl-prolyl cis-trans isomerase-like 1. The transcript is spliced from 2 exons. Gene Ontology annotation, biological process: protein folding; protein peptidyl-prolyl isomerization. The record is from RefSeq and is a predicted model, not a curated record. Gene Ontology annotation, molecular function: peptidyl-prolyl cis-trans isomerase activity. Gene Ontology annotation, cellular component: catalytic step 2 spliceosome. The annotation marks the transcript as partial. Lineage: Eukaryota; Metazoa; Chordata; Mammalia; Dermoptera; Cynocephalidae.